This is a messenger RNA of Cotesia glomerata, 730 nucleotides long. RefSeq names its product elongin-C (gene EloC). Gene Ontology annotation, molecular function: protein-macromolecule adaptor activity. Gene Ontology annotation, cellular component: elongin complex. The transcript is spliced from 4 exons. The record is from RefSeq and is a predicted model, not a curated record. Gene Ontology annotation, biological process: ubiquitin-dependent protein catabolic process. Lineage: Eukaryota; Metazoa; Arthropoda; Insecta; Hymenoptera; Braconidae. The coding region runs from base 151 to 519 and encodes 122 amino acids.
CGAGCGCUUAUACUUUACGAUCAUUAUUCAUUAUUCUGUCUAUCCAGUCAUUUACACUGUAACAAAUAUAUUUUUAUUAAUUAUUGUGCCUUUUGUUUAAAAAAAUCAGCGACUUUUUAUUUACUGUUAUACUAGCCUAGUGAUCGAGCGAUGUCAUCGGACAUAAAUAUGCAUACCGAAAAAUCCGAGUCAGGUGCUACUUACGGAGGAUGUGAAGGUCCAGAUGCCAUGUAUGUAAAGCUGGUGAGCAGUGAUGGUCAUGAGUUUAUCAUAAAGCGCGAACAUGCUUUGACCAGUGGUACAAUCAAAGCUAUGUUAAGUGGACCGGGACAGUUUGCUGAAAAUGAAGCCAAUGAAGUUAAUUUUCGUGAAAUUCCAUCUCACGUACUCCAAAAAGUUUGCAUGUAUUUCACCUACAAAGUGCGUUACACCAACAGCAGUACAGAAAUCCCUGAAUUUCCAAUCGCACCAGAGGUUGCUAUUGAACUGUUGAUGGCCGGUAAUUUCUUGGACUGUUAAAGACUUUAAUGUUACAUAAGCUUGCUUGUAACACGAAUAACAAUUAAUAAGAAUCUUUAGGCCUUACUACAAUGUAAACAUUUUACAAUUUUAUACAUUGCCAAUUGAAAUUCGUGUUACUUAAUAUUAUUUCAAUUAUUAUUUUUAUUUUAUCUAUUAGUGCAUACUUUUAUUUUAUCUGUAAUAAACAUACUGAAUAUACAGCUCAAUA